UCUAAUAGGUAGACACAUCAAACUGAGUUAAAAGGGCGUUCUAAAUCCAAUAGUAUAUGGGAAUAAUAAGCAUAAAAACUUUUCAAACUUUUUUAGAAGGGCGUAUGUCCAUCUGGUGACUUUUUUAAAUGGGCGUAACUCCAAAAUAAUGAAUACAACAGAUUGUCAGCUGUGGAGAUACGCCUGUUUAAAAAAAACCUCUCCAACCACCUGUGUUUCUUCUUGUAUUAUUUUCCAUCAGUUUCAUAUCUAACCUCAAUGUUACUGAACGUGUUGUGAAAAGAAACUGUUUAGUACUUGAUUUUCAUUGUUUUAUAGUAGCAUCUACAAUCUACAAUAUGAGUAAUCACCCAAGCCCUCGUAAAAGGAAAGUAUCUAAUCCUGACUCAUAUAUACGGACCAAAAAUAAAAAUGCUCGGCUGAAAGGGCAAGAAUAUGUAAGUCCUAGUGGGAAAACAGUUGCAUCAAAACAGCCAGAAUUUGAUUGCAGAUGUGCUAACCAAUGCCUGAAAAAAAUUGGGGAAGAUGGGUGUACACAAAUUUUUUCAAAGUUUUAUAACCUAUCAUCAAAAAAUGAACAAGAUUUGUUUCUUCAAGGUCAAGUUGAUGCCAUAGAAGUUCAACGGCGACGUCCAUCUACAGAUACUCCUCAAAGGGCACAGAAAACUGCUUCUUUCAAGUACCAUGUUGUAAACGGUAGUAAAAGAACUGAGGUAUGUUUCAAAGGCUUUUUAUCUCUGUAUAAUAUUAGUGAAAAACGAGUCAGAAUCCGAAACUUAAAACUAAAUAAAGUCCCCAUAAAACAGGCAAAAAUCGAGGACAUAUUGAAACUAAAGGAAUACAUCCCUGAUGUCUACUCUGCUUUCUACAAUGAAGUCUUCCAGUGGCUCACAACCACCAACAAUCAAGGUCCAGACAGUGACUACGAGAUUGAAACUGACAAUGAAAUCGAAGAACACUAG
Homalodisca vitripennis (glassy-winged sharpshooter) is the source of this 962-nucleotide messenger RNA. RefSeq lists its product as uncharacterized. The transcript has 3 exons. Bases 339 to 962 code for a protein of 207 amino acids. The record is from RefSeq and is a predicted model, not a curated record. Lineage: Eukaryota; Metazoa; Arthropoda; Insecta; Hemiptera; Cicadellidae.